This is a messenger RNA of Lagopus leucura (white-tailed ptarmigan), 10921 nucleotides long. RefSeq names its product transmembrane serine protease 5 (gene TMPRSS5). Gene Ontology annotation, cellular component: membrane. Gene Ontology annotation, biological process: proteolysis. Gene Ontology annotation, molecular function: serine-type endopeptidase activity. The record is from RefSeq and is a predicted model, not a curated record. Lineage: Eukaryota; Metazoa; Chordata; Aves; Galliformes; Phasianidae. Bases 1 to 1014 code for a protein of 337 amino acids. The transcript is spliced from 9 exons.
AUGCGCACCCAUGCUGGGCACACGGCUGUGCCGGCACCUCGGGGCGCUCAGGUGGGUGCCGGUAGGGAUGGGAGCAGGGCAGCAGCCCACCCCUCCCUGGGCUGCUGCUGUUCCUUCUGCAGAGCAAUACAUCAGAAGGGGGUGAACCUGACAGACGUGAGGGUGGAGGACGGGCAGGAGUUUGCCCAGGUGGGGUCCAGCCUGGGUGACGUGUGGCAGAUCAGGAGCAGCUGUGAGUCGGGCCGCGUCGUGGCACUGCAGUGUUCAGCCUGCGGGCAGCGCCCGGCACCCGGGGGCCGCGUGGUGGGGGGCAUGGAUGCUGCCCCUGGGCGCUGGCCCUGGCAGGUGAGCAUCCGCCACGGCUCCCGGCACCGCUGCGGUGGCUCCGUGCUGGCACCGCGCUGGAUCGUCACCGCCGCCCAUUGCGUGCACAGCUACCGAUGGCAGAGCGCAUCGGGCUGGACGGUGCAUGCUGGUGUCGCUCAUGGCUCGGCCAUGCAGGAGGCUGGGGUGCCGGUGGAGAGAAUUAUUUCUCACCCGCUGUACAACGAUAACAGCAUGGACUACGACAUCGCUCUGAUGAAGCUGCGAGUUCCCUUGAAUUUCUCAGACGCCAUUGGAGCUCUGUGCCUGCUGCCCUCCCACCAGGACCUGCUCCCAGGCACGCCGUGCUGGGUGUCGGGCUGGGGCUACACCAGGCCUGACCAAGCACAGCUCACCGAGACGCUGAAGGAAGCCCUGGUGCCGUUGAUCAGCACCCAGAGGUGCAACAGCUCGUGCAUGUACGCAGGAGAGCUCACGGCCAGGAUGCUGUGUGCCGGGUACCAGCAGGGGAAGAUCGAUGCCUGCCAGGGUGACAGCGGGGGCGCCCUGGUGUGCCAGGAUGAGCUGGCGUGGCGCCUGGUGGGCAUCGUCAGCUGGGGCCGGGGCUGUGCUGAGCCAAACCGCCCGGGGGUUUACACCAACGUGCCUCAGCUUCUGCCCUGGAUUUAUGGCGUCACUGAGAUCUACUAGAAGCAAGGGAAAACCUACCGCAUCAACGCACGGCCCAUUGCACAUCUGAGUGAAGAAAAGCCCAGGGCUAAUUCCCACUGUUCCUAUGACCCCCAAAGGAACGGCCCCAGGCACCACCAGAACACGUGGCCGGUAUAAACAGUUUAUUAAAGAAAAUAGCAAAUUGCAUUUCUGUGAACGAUGCCCACGGGAGAAGCGGCGUUUGGUUUUUUACUGAGUGCAGUGUGUGAAAGGACAAGGACUCCCCCGGAGAUGCGAGUGGUGUGGGAACGUUCUGAGCCCUGGGCUGUGAGAGGGGAAGGGGGGAAAUAAUACACAAGAUAAAAGGAAAAGCUGGAGGUCCAAGUGAUGCCUGCCAUCCCUGCUGCCUUCCUGCAGGCUGGAUGCGGCGUGAGCUGCUGAGUUCUGCACCCAUGGUCAGGAAUGCAAAGAGAAUUCAGAUCAAAGCCCAAAUGAAAAGGAUCCAAUGGUAUUAAAAUAUUCAGCUCUCAAGGACUGAAACUUUUGUCUGCAAGCAUUACAUGGUAGGAAAUAGUUUUUGUGCAAAGAGGUACGUUGUGGCCUCGGGGCUGUGGUUCAACAGCAGCUAUGGAUGAGUUUUCCAAUUAAAAUAAACACGUAUUUCUCAAAGCCUUCUGUAAAGUAAAGGACAAUGCUAUGAGUGCACACUUAAUUCCCUUCUUGUAUUAUCCACGUUUAUCUCAUUCUUAAAGGACAGAAAAAUUACUACUGCAAAGACACCAGAUGUCAGAUCUACUGCUUCAUCAGCAGAAGGGGAAAGGAAGGAGCAGAACUGGCUUUCAUAGCUGGCAGUGAGACUGAAGACAGAAAGUCAGGUUUAAGAUAUUUGCUAUGAGAAAUCAAGCACGAGGAAUUUUGCCACUUGUGCAAAAUGCUCUGACCCCGUAAACAGCUGACAAGGAAUGAGGUCUCCAGUUUCACUCCUUCAAGGUCUGCUCUACAGGGAAACCUGAGCAGAACAGGUGGGGAAGAGCAGAAUUUGGCACCUGAGCAUUCUUAGGAGACCAAAUGCUACCACCAACGUGGGUUUCAUCUGUAUUUGCAGGGACAGAUGAGGUAAGAGACAAAGGGGCUGCGUGGCCCCUGAUGUAAAACUGUAGGUAAGAAAGAUUGAUGGGUGAGAAACAGAAAUCCCUCUAUAGGCCCCUGAGGCAAACAAGCUUGAGAUGAUGUACAGCACCUGCAUGACAGCCCCACCUGCAGCACUGCUCAUUCUCACUAAGAGAAGCUGGAGAGAGGACUUGACUUACUGCCUACGCUGGGCUUACAGAAAUGCAAGAGGAUGGGAUUUAGCAAACACCACAGAAAGCACCUCUUCUUUAGCGGGACUGCACACCCACCAGCUCAAAGCAAAACCCAGGAUCUGUGCAUAAUGCCUCCAGGGAGGAAAUGGCACUUUCAAGCCCAAAUUCCACCUGCCUGGCAGAUGGAGCAGAAGCAGUUAGUGUCCAUGUGCUAUUCACCUCUGAUUUCCUGGUCUGAGACUCACAGAGCCAAACCAUUUGCCCUAAACACAGGGAGGAAAUACAGGAAACCUCUCUCUCAGUCAAGCCCCCAGGAAGCACACACCCAAUGCUAUGCUUUUAUAGUCCAGUACAAGAAAGGUCAAAUCUAACAGAAAUAGAUCAAAGAUUCAGUUCGCUGUCCUUUAUCAGAAGAUGCAACAUGUAGGAGUUAGCAGAGCUACUUGAUCUUGGCCAGUGCUGCUGCUCUCCUCUCUGUGUUCUGGAACAAGGCUCGGAUCAGACCCUUCACUUCUGCUGGGGAGAACUCAGCUGCAAGAGGUCCCUUCCCAUCUGCCCACCUACAAGGGAGAAAGAGCUUUGGUUAACAAAACUGCAUGGUAACCUCACAUUGAAACAAACCUUUGGGGCUUUCACAUCAAGUCACAACAGUUGUCCAACUCCUGUGAUGAAUGGUUAAGGCAGACUGAAACGCAUCAAGCAUUUACAAGCAUGGAACAGUGCUAAGCCUGGAAGCAAAACAAGUUGGUUGCCUGUUAGCUGCACGCAACCUGAGUCCAGAAUUACUUAUAUGGCAUUUAAAGCAGACUUUUCAGUUGAGCCUGCAGAUACCUACUGAUCUACUAUUUCUUGGAGGUUGGCCUGCAGGAUGAUCAUCAGCUCUUUGAAUGUCAUCCACUUCUGCACGUAGACUGGAACCUCCUCUUGGUAUUUCUUGUUCUUGUCCUCUUCAGGCAGCGGAGUGAAAACUUGAGGCCCCUCCUCCACCAUGAUCCUGCAGAGCGAGUACAGCCUGUCUGCAUCUUCUGCAGAGAUGUCCUAGAAUUGAACAAAGAAUGUCCAAGAAUGGAACAAAUCGCUAACAAAAGAGCUGCUGGAUGUGAUUUUGGAUCACUAGACAGUAAGUGAGAUGAAGGCAAAAACCAACUCGAACCCCAAAAUGGGGCUGUGUGCAUGAAGGCAAAAAGCAUUUCAUAUUCUCAAGCAAAUGUAUUUCACAAAUACUAUUUAAUCAAGUUCUCUGCAGUCACCUCAGAACAAGGCUUGUGCUUCUCAAGAGCAGAUUCACUGCGAGGCAGAGUGGUUAUGAAGAAGGUCUGAGUGGUUUAUGAGGAAACACAGGGAGCGCCAGCACAGCAAAGAAGGCAAAGCUUUUUGGCAGGCACAGCAUAAGACAGCAUCCCAGCUGCUACAGGAAAAGCCCUGUUCACCUCACUGACAGCAAAGGGCCUUCAAGAUACAGACCAAAACUGGCUCCCCUGAAACCUCAGCUUGUGAAGAGCUCCUGGAGGUCACCAAUGUUCAGACCAUGCUUAUGCUUGGCAUGUCCACAUCAUGCAGUUACCUCCAGGGCAGCAAUCCUAGUGACCAUUUCGGAGAGCGCUGUGUUCAGUAAGGUGCCCAUGGCCUUGCAGUACACGUUCACUGGAAGGACAUCCUGCCAGACUUUCCCCAGUCUUUUCAGCUGAUGCAGUACCUGCAGUGUAACAGCUACACGUUACUGAUGUGCUACCAAGAAGAAUGCUGAAGAAGCACACAAUGAUACGGGCACUGCACACAGACCAAAGCAAGCUCUAAAGAAGCGUAAGGCAAUGAAGUACCACAUUCAGCAGGUGCUCCUUAAAAGAAAGCAAUGGCUUCAGUUUGCAUUGCAGCUUAUCAGAAACUGGACACCUUUUCCUUGAACAACGGAACAUAGAGAUGUACUGCAGGAAAACUUCAUGAUUAAGAAACUGCUGCCUUGGUGCAAGCAGACUUGAACUCAGCAUCCCACAGAAUGAGGCACAGCCCAAGGACAGCAUCUACAGACAACAGCACAUCCAGCUUCAGCUUUGCCUUGCCUACCUGCCUUAUGGCUUUGUUUGCUGCAGAGUAAUUUUCCUCAUCAUCCAUAUUAGAAAAAUUCCUGGCACUUGACAGCCUCUCCAGGAUUUCUCCUUUCUGCACUCGCAUCUGGGCCAGAAAACACUCCAUCCCUUUAGGAGAAAAAAACAAGCAGAGAGAAGCAAUUAAGGAAUUAUUUGUUUGUUCUGCUGAUGCUGAUUUAGAGACUAAGUGCAGAAUAAUAAACCUGCCAUGAUGUUGUAUUUUUAAUAGAAAUUUCCAGUCUCCAGUCAUUCUCACAGAGCCAAUUCAAUCAGGCCCAGCCACUGCAUUCAAUAAGCUCUUGCACAGCUUGGACUCUGAGAAAGCUGAGCAGCAGGGCUCACUGUGGAUGACAGGCUCCUGUUAAGCUAAUGGCAGCUUAUUUCAGAACUUGCUCCCAAAGAAUAACCUAAAGAAAGUGUCAGAAUAGUCAGCAGCAGAUCCCCAAAUAUCUGUGUGCACAACACCUCACUGGUAACAGUCUGCUCUUAGAACUAUGCACCAGACAAGGUGAGCCCUGUUUAAAUAGCCCAGUCCUCUACAGCUGUACUGCUUAGAGCCAGGAGCUCCACACACCUCCCUGCCAAGAUUUCCUUGCCCCAAACUCGUAAAUAACAGCUUAACAGCCUGUUUGAGUCAGUGGAUACAUUCUGAAUCAUUCAGCAACAAAAACCAGCAUUAAUUACCACAUCACCUAUCGAGGUACUUCAAGACUGAAAAGUAAAAUUACCAAGUCUCCUAAAGCCAGGCACCAGGUCGACAAAAGUAGCUGCUCCAUCACACAGGAUGCUGGUCAGGCGGUACCGGAACUGAUGCCCCAUGGUGAGCAGGUGGUGAGCGAUGUACAUGCAGUUGUUGUGGUGAAUAGCUGCAAGCUGGGGCAGUUUCUGGAGGUUCUCUCUGUCUCGGGAAGGAGAGGAGAGGAAGAAAUGUAUGUAUUUAGGCCUGGCUCUGUUAAACUGACAUACGGACGCUGCAGAAACAGUCUGACUGAAAGCGAUGUUGCAAAGGAGGCACUGCAAGCAAUGCUUGAUAAAGCCACCAGCUGGAAGGGAAGUAUACAAUCCUCAUUGCUGCUCUUUCUUACAGGGAAAGCAACAUGAAAAAUCUUAAAGGCCACCCCAUGACAAAGCCAAGGGUGAGGGCUCCAUUCAGUAGCUGGAUAUGACAGAGGUUUGUAAGACCCAGGUUGCAAGACUCAGUUUUAUACUGAAGAUGCAGCUUCAGCUCCUGCUGCCUGCGCUCCCACCCAUGCAAGGGCCAGCAGGCACAGAGCCAGUCUCAUUCAUGCCAAAAGAAAUAUGAAAAGCCAUCUCCUUGAUCAUAAGACCGCCAGCUAAGAAACUCUCAAGCAAAUAAUUUGCAACAGGUAUGAUUUAUUUAGGGGGUAAAAGCAACAGCUUUUUCCCAGCAGAGGAAGUCCUCAGCAGCUUUUGGACUCGCUGGACAAAAGAGAGAUCGAGUGGGAUGGUUCCAACAGCGCUGUGCUGACUGCAAAGCAGGCCUGAAGUCACACAUCACACACUUACCUGUGGUACGUUGGCACUACAUCAUAGAACAGCUGGAAUAUAUUCCGCACGGAGUAGAAGAGCUGUAUGCAGCUACAAGGAAAACAAGGCUCACGUCAGUUCGUCUGAAUUAACAUCUGUGCGCCCAGUGACUCUCGCCCCUCUCUUAAAAAAGGUUUUGUUAGUGGUAAAGCACAUUCUCCUUAAUGAACAAAUGAAAAAUCAACCAGGGAAUGGCAAUAAAGGCAACAUCCUCCACAAUUCACAAAGGCUUCUCACAAGAGCUGUGAUGACCUUGAAAGUUCAGCGUGGAGGAGAUGAGCUUCAGAGCACAAGUCGGAACAGAGAUACGUGAGACCCCACAAACAAAGGGAGCAGUGUCCUCCCUCCCAGCAGGUAUGCACGUGUACUCAGCCCUCGCUGCCACAGCACAGUGCAGGGCAUUCAGUACCUGGGAAACUCUCCCUCUGCAGGGUUGUGGGCUCCAGUUUUUAGAGCUGGCUGUAUGCAGCUUCUCAGAACAUUCCACUGCUUUCUUUCAGGAGCCCUGACAGAUGCAGAGCUGGAGUUUUUUGCUUUCACUCAACACGCAUGCAAAAAGAAAGCAAGAACUCACCUCUGAACCUUAGGGUGCCAUCCCUUAUUGGGUUGGAACAAAAGAAAUGGCUUUUAUCUUUUCAAACAACAGAAACAGACCACACGAUAGAUACGGCAGUGAACACAGCAGUAGCAUUUCUCCCAAACAAGAGACUGAGGCUGUGAACUGCCCUGCGCUGCCACUGCUGCUCAAAUAUGGCAAAACCCACCUGAAUGCUCCCUGAAACCAGAGCCUGAAAGGUUGCUCUGCUCAACCAGUGCUCCUGCUGCACCAACCUACUGCACAAACCCAGGCACGCAGCCUUCAGCCAAAACACAGCACAGCUUUAAUGAUUAAUUCUAAUCUUUAAGUACCCUCUGCUCUCAUGAAUUCCUUCUAAUCUAUUAGCAAAUGCUUAGUGUUGCCAAAGGCAAUACAUAUCUGACUCCCAGAAGCUACAAGCUGAGAUGUAAUUCCUACCACUGAUCUGUGCUGGCUGUAGUCUCCAACAGUGUCUGAUAAGCCAGCUCCAUCAGCUUCUCCACCGAUGCACUGAUACGGCACGUGGGCAAAGAAAACGUGUACUGGCUCAGCUUAGAGUCAUUGUCCAAACUGAGCACCUCGUUAGGAAGGAGUUUAGAAGCCUUCUGCAUUUUAACAUGAUCUCCAGAUCCAGGAUCAGGAAGUUUUGGUAGGGCUACGCAGGAAUCAGGUGUGAUCUAAGGGAAAACGAAAGAAAAGCAUAACUAUAACCAGAGCCCAGAGAAAGGAGACUGUGUGAGGUCAGAAAACACUGAUUUGAGCCUCACGGUAAGCAUUAAGCUGCAGAAAUGCUCUGAGACUGCUGGAGCUCUCAUGACUUAUGAAUGACACAGAAGGUCAUGAAAGCCUACAGUUUCAUGCCUAGAAGCAAGCCCUGCAAGUGAAUCUCUACGUUGGCUUUUCUUUUUCUAACCCUGGUCAAAAAAACCUACAGAAGUAAGCUUUGGGUAUUUUAAUACCUAGCUGGUGAGAUAACCUACUUGAGUACCUUCUAAAAAGACUCUGAAGCUCUUAUUUGCCAGGAUCCCCAAAUAGUAGUCCUCCAUAAGAAGGACUCAGCUGUCCUAGACAAGCCUUCUUCAACAGCCACGUUAUUUUCCCACAGAGAAGAACAGGAUGGUGCAUCAGCAGUACCUUUACAGUAUUGUGUAUUUCUGAGGUCAUCAGGUUUCUGGCUGCCACAAUCACAUCCUGGCAUUUCUUGUGAGCAAAGUGGGAAUUGACGUUACGGGCGUAUUUCAGUAAAUCUGUCGUGUCUCCAUUCAAAAACUGCAUUUUCUUCAAGGCUUUUUCAAAUUCCUCGGUAGAUUUAAUCACCUGAAAAGAGCAGACAUUCUCCAUCGAUACCUGUGGACUGCAAGUUUCCUAAAAUCAAACAACAAAAUUAAAGCUGGAUAGAAAUUCUUCCACUCAGCUGGAAGUAAAGGAUAAAACCUGGCUGUAAAGAUCACUGCCUAACAGCUCUCAGCAAAAGAAAAAGCUGGCUCAGGUGGAGGCCACGAUCACACAGAAAUCGUCUUUUAGCUGCAGCUUUCUGCUGAAGAUGGUCAUGUGGUAUUUCCACUAAAUAAACCUGAAAGACUUUGAGACCUACCUCUAUAUACUGCUCUAAUUUGCUGCUGUUGGUUGGGAUCGAAUUCACCAGGCAGUUCUGAAUGAGGCAGUCUGACAGCUCUUCCCAUAUCAUAUCACCCAGCAGUUCUGCCAGCGUCACUCUGCCCUCCUUUCUGUCUUCCACACACUGCUCAACAGGCACAUCUGAAUUGAAGAGAACAGAAGAGGGUUUUACUAUACCUGCUUCCUGGACAAGACCCUUCACCAGUUCAUUCAAGUCUUCCUGUCUUUCAAAAGAGUGUACUUCAACUGUUCCACCAUUUCAUAAUGAAGAUAUUCCUCAUAUCCAAACCACGUGCAGUUCUGAUCAAUGUCUGAAUUUAUCUGAAUUUUUCAGUAUUAAAAGCUGCUCAGAUCUUGCAGACAACUGCUUAAAAACCAGCUUCCACUCCAACUACAAGAACAAGGUGCUGAAAUGCAACUCAGACUGAGGCCAAAAGGGAGACAACUUACUCAGCAGGUAUUUGUGGAGAACUUCAAGAACAAACUUUAUCUUGUCAAAAACCUCCACAGGAGAAGAAUGAUCCAAGUCAGGCUUCUCAGACUUGAACUUUAGAAUGACCACAUCUGACUGUUCUUCUGCGAAUGGCUGAAGAAAUGGGUACGAAAUCAGUGGCUUGAGGACAUAUUUCAGCAACAGCUUGCCUGAGAAAUGAAGUAAAUAAAUAAAUGUAUGGUUUUGAACAGCAGGAGGCAGGCAGGUUUAUUUCCAGGGAAGCCCACCUAUCUUGGAUUCAGAGAUUCUCCACAUGAGGUGGAAGAAACCCCACCUGGACUAGCUGCACCAGAGAACAUUCAAGAGGCAAAAAGCAUUGGGUCUGGUUUCACUAAAGACCAUUUCACCUAUACAAAACUCAUGGAGGCCCGGCAAAGAGCAGCAUUUUUAAUGCAAAACAAAGAACAACAGAAAAAGCCAGGGCUGCCUUACCAAAAGUUUUCAGCUUGGUGCGCAGUUCUCCAAGGACAGCAAAGGCCUGCAGCACAGAAGCAACAGGUGGGCCUGCAAUCUCUUCCUCUUUUGAUGGCAGUGUGCAUAAGUGCAAUUCUGAAUGCAUCACUGACUCUGGGCCGACGGUUUCUAAAGAAAAGGAAGAAACAACUCUCUGGUAAAGCACGUUCUGAGAUGUAGCAGAUCUGAGGAGCUCCUGCAUUUCUCAUUUGGUGGCUAAAGCAAUAUUCCACCUCUCUCCAUUUCCACAAAACGUGGCUCCUGUAAAGAGCAUCAGAAGUGAGGACCGAGCAUCUUGUGUCACCACGCAGGACAACGGACCCAGAAUCAGUCCCUUAUUAGAACUGAGAGUACCUUUAGAAGGAGGAAGCUUCCACACAACCAAUUUCUGCCAUUCCUCUCCCAAAUGAUAGAGCAUGUUCUGUGUCUGCACCGUGAGCUCUGUGCCCAGUGCUUUCAGGAUCUUCAGCUCAAAGCCCUUGCGGGAUUCCAGCAUUUUCAGGCUGCUUCGUGCCUGGUGGGAAAGGUCAAACACAAGCCAUGGGUAACUGCAGGCCUUGCGAAACCUACUGAAAGUAUUUCUCCACAAUUUUGCCAUACGUUUAAGAAAUCAUUAUCACCUUUUCCAGUUGUUGAGCUGCUUCAAUGUACUUCUUUUCCAGCAGUGCAGUGUUGUACUCUUUCAGAGCCGUAUCAAACUGCAACAAUCAAGGAGGAUCAUAUAUAACUGUGUAUCUGCUAUCAGACUACGAGAUUUUUAACAAUGCAGGUAGAGACAGAGGAGCUGCAGUUAGCUGUUCGAAAGAGAAGCCCAGCAUGGUGCCACAGGCAGAGCAGCAGACUACUGCUCAGUGACUUGAAGCUGCACUCCCACAUUCCCUCCUCACCUCCUGCAGCUUCUUCAGGAUGCUCAGAACCAGCGUGUCCUGCUCCAGCUGCUGCUUCAGUUCAGUGAAUUCAGCCACAGCAACGUUUAGGUCCCGCUGAACCUGAAAUAAAAACCUUCAGUUACAGCCAAAUGUUAGUGGGAAGAUUUCCUCCUGAUGGUGACAAAAGCACGAGAGAGAAAACGUUUGUACCGGGAUCACGGCUUGGGUUGGAAGGGACCUUAAAGGCCAUCUGGUUCCAUUCCCUGCUGUGGGCUGGCUGCCACCCCGUGGCUCCACUGCCCAGAAUGGUUCAGGGAGGAGGACAGGAGGUUGGCGUUACCAGCACACCUGCUGUGCCACCUGAUAAUGACCGUGUCUGUAAUUUCUACGGCCGCCCAUCACGCUCUCUGCCGUAAGGAUCCUUAUAAGCACGAGAAACUCCACCAAACGGCUUCUUUUUGUGUACAUCAGAGGUUUUUUCAAGGCGUGGGAAGGAGAUGAGGCACCAAAGGCCGUCAGAAGGAGCUCAGUGCUCCCGUUAUGCUCUGCCACGGGCCCAGCUCCACCGGGCUGCUCCUGCCCUGCACCGCGUGUCACCAAAGGAGCCCCGCGGUGCCGCCGCCCCUCCGCGCCCUCUGCAAACACCGGGGCUGGGGGGGGGAGGCACAGUUUGGGGUUAAACCCGGAGAAAACGGACAAAAGCGGUGACCUCGUUCUCCACGCCGGCCCUCAGCAGGUCGAUGUUGCGGGCCAGCCCGUCCACCCUGACCACCAGCUCCUCGGCGCUCUGCAUGCCGGGCAGGAACUCGCUGUACUUCUUGGUGAUCAUGGUGCACACCUCGCCCUGCGGAGAGACUGCCGUCACCGUCACCGACACCGAAACCGGCACCGCCCCGCCGCCCGCCCCGCGGUCCUGCCUUCAGCUCCUCCACACGGCGGGACAGCCGCCCGAUGCGGGUGCCCAAAUCCUCCUUGUCCAGGCGGCCCGAAUGGGCCAA